CAGCCGGAGCUGUGCGAUGUGGAGGGAAGAGUCAGCUGAGGGGAGCCUCUGGCCUCGCGGUGCCUCGUUUGGUUACUAUCUACUUAUCUGUGAGUGUGUGUGUGUUUGUGUGUGUGUGUGUGUUUGUGUGUGCGCGUGCAUGUGUGUGUGCGUGCUGAGGAUGUGAAAUCAGGAUGAUCAGGAGAUACUGCCACAUUAGUCAUCAGCUGAAAGUGAGCACCAUGGCCGCCUUCCAGCUGCUCUUCCCGCUGUUGGUCAGCUGCGUGGUGGCAUCCGCAAGUCCUCCCCGACACCUCCCUCCAUGCCAAGUUGUCCAGAUGGAUGCGUUUUGCAGCGAUCUCAGCCUCAGAAGUGCACCGCCCAACCUUCCCCAUGGCGUCCAAAUGCUGGACCUUUCUCGUAACCAGGUGCAAAACCUCACCCAGGAAACUCUAGCGUACCACACCGGCUUCCAUCAUCUGAAUCUUCGCUCUAACAAGAUCCACUUCAUCCAGCCGGGGCUCUUCAAAGACAUGACUGAUCUAAGAGUUCUCGAUCUGUCCAGGAAUCACCUGAAUGUUUUUGCUCUUUCCAAAAUCAACAUCGGGCCUCUUACAGCUGUAGAGUCACUUGAUCUUUCAAGCAAUGGGCUGUACACAGGGAUGUCAGACUAUUUCCUGGCUGAUUCUCCGUCACUGGCGAACCUUUCUCUGAGCAGCAACAGCAUCACUAAAAUAGCACAAGAUACGUUCAGUGGAUCCUGGUCCUUGAAAAAAAUCAGCCUCCACAAUAACGUAAUCUUGGAGAUUGAAGAUGGCGCUUUUGACUCCUUGCAUAAUCUGACCGAACUCGAUCUGUCCAAGAAUUCAAUCACGUGCAUCACAGACUUCAACCUCUAUAAUUUAAAAGUGCUCAAUCUCAGCAAGAACAGCAUGGAGCUUUUCCAAAGCGUCGGCUCAGCUCAGUCGUAUCAGCUUCUCUCUCUUGAUCUGAGUGAAAACAAAAUGCCUUACUUUCCAUUUCUGCCCAGACAGAACGUGCUUGAGUAUCUGGAUGUUUCACGAAACCACCUUCGGAGCAUCAACGUCUCAGCAAGUUCUGAGAGAAGGACAUUUUUAAAUCACCUUAGAUACCUGGACAUGAGUUACAACCAACUCAAAAGCAUACCAGAGUCCUUUUUCUGCUUCAUGGGAUCACUCGAGGUCCUGAAUGUGAGUAAUAACUGUAUUGGCUCGUUUUCUAUCACUAACGAAGGUCUUCUACCGAAAGUGAAGAUUAUCAAUCUCAGCUAUAACUCACUGCAGAGUCUCACAUUUAAUGAAAACAUUCUGCAGUCGCUGGAAAAGCUCUUCUUACAGGGAAACGACCUCACCACCUUGGACCAUCAAGUAUUUCAAAGACUUCCAAGUAUCAGAUACCUGCAGCUCCAGCAGAACAACCUGAAAAUCUGCGCCUCGGAGCAGAAGCAGCAAGAAGCAGCGCUGACAGACCAAAACCACCAGCAUCCUCCCGGUUGUGUGUCCUUUUCUUCUGUUCAUAGCUUGCGCUUCCUGUACCUGUCUGAAAACAAUCUUCAGACUCUGCCUGCGAACGCAUUUGCCAACACCUCUCUGAAGUUACUGGACUUGUCCCUGAACCCAGGCUUGGACAUGGACAAAGACUCCCUCUCCGGUCUCGAGCACUCCCUGGUUCACCUCCUCCUGAGGGAAAACAACAUUUCCAGGCUAAACACAGAUCUGUCCUUGCUGAAGAGUCUCAAAAACGUUGACCUGUCCACCAACCAGUUGACCUCUCUACCUAUGUGGGACAAAGAGUCCUCCAUUGAGUCCUUAAACCUGCAGAACAACAACCUGGUCACCGUGGAGUACAGCACCAUGCUCGCUCUGGAGCGCUCACUAAAAACCCUCUACAUGGGCUCCAACCCUCUGAACUGCUGCACCAACCUCGGCUUCCUCCAUGUGGUGCAGCGCUCAGCCGUGGUCGUUCCCGACAUCGAGACCGUGACCUGCGUUCACGAGGACUUUUCACAGCCGGUCAACAUUGAGAAGCUGACUGAGGGAAUGUGUCAAGGAUCGGGAACCCCGAUGUAUAUUUCCAUUGUACUGGUAUUGUUAGCUGUGAUGAUCAUGUUGGGGCUGCUGGCUAGAUAUUGUCACUUGAGGAAACGAAAGCGCAACAGAAGCUUUAGGGCGUAACAUGAAUGAACAGUACAGUGCACAAACAGGACCAUGAAGAAUUUAUAUAUGGAACAUGAGAGGGUUGGUGGUUUUUAACCAGAUACACGAAUGUAGUGUCUGUGGUGUCAUCUGAAGGACAAUUUGAAGCCUUGAUUUGGGUUUACCAUCUUUUUUUUUACUAGAGUGAACACAUCCAGAUUUCGGCAACGUGGAAGAAGCUGAGUUGGUGGUUCACUGAUGGGCUGAGACACCUGUCAAUCAAACAAACACGUGCCUUAAUAUCCUACUCAAAGCAAUGGCUCGGAAGAAGAAGUGAAAUGGACGAACUAUUGAAACCAGAACUUCUGGAAAAUAUAAUCACCUUGUUUUCUAAAGAGAAGUUUGGACUUUUUGGAUGGACUUCUAAAUGUCAGAGUUUCUUGCAGCAUCUUGUGACUGUUUGAGAAACUGCAGCUUUGGAUUCUUAUGGUGUGUUCAGACAGAACAUGAAAGCCAAAUUUAAGAGGGGUUAUUGCAAAUAUGAGUCUACGUUACCAAUGUACAAAGACCAGAAGAAAAAGGAGAGCAACUGGAGGGAAAUAACGGGAGUUUCUGGUGAGUUCAGAGAUCAGUAAGAGGGAGUUAUCUAAAUACUGUGGUCACAGUGGGUCCAGUAUUCAAAGUCCUGCAAAUGAAGCGAGGCGAAAAUUACUUUUGCUUUCUGUCUGAACACACCAUUAUGACAGUGUUUCAUGCUUGGUUUUAAUAUCAAGCUGCAUGCUGCACAUGAGUUUAUUGAAUGUAAGGGGAAAAUCUGCAGUAAAAAAACCUCAUCACUGUUGAACAUUCAGCCUUAAUGAAAUGUUACUCACUUACUUUCAACUUUAUUUGUCCCUGGAGGGCAAUCAGUUUUGUUAAAGUUAUAGUUUGACUUUUUGGGAAUUCCUCUCAUUUGUUGAAAGUUAGAUGAGAAGAUCAGAUGAAGAUUGGUAUCCCAUGUCUGUAAUGUAAAUAUGAAGCUACAGCCAGCAGCCAGUUAGCUUAGCUUAGCUUAGCUUAGCAUAAAGACCAUAAACAUGGGGACAUAGAAAACCUGGCUCUGUCCAAAGGGAAUAAAAUCCUUCUUCCACCACCUCAGUCAAACAGUCAAACACAUGACAUAUCAUGUAACUCGUACAACAAAACCAAAGUAAAAACAAGUUGUGGUUUUAUUGGGGAGGGGGGGUCAUGUGUCUGACUGUUUGUUGGCCACAUGCAGUAACUUCAGGAAGCCGCAAAAAAAAAAA
Messenger RNA from Seriola dumerili (greater amberjack), 3421 nucleotides. It is a transcript of the gene lrrc32, whose product is annotated as leucine-rich repeat-containing protein 32-like. NCBI's taxonomy places the organism in Eukaryota, Metazoa, Chordata, Actinopteri, Carangiformes, Carangidae. The coding region runs from base 174 to 2174 and encodes 666 amino acids. Gene Ontology annotation, molecular function: protein binding. Gene Ontology annotation, cellular component: plasma membrane. The transcript has 3 exons. The record is from RefSeq and is a predicted model, not a curated record.